AUGGAUAAAAGGAAGCUCACUAGAGGAUCCCUCUGGUGGAAAGUGAUCUGGCGGUUCGUGCAGGGCAGGAGGAGCAGCAGGAAGGCCGUGCUGUUGCUGGGCCUCUGCGACGCGGGGAAGACGCUGCUCUUCGCGCGGCUGCUGUCGGGCAGAUACCGGGACACCCAGACCUCGAUCACCGACAGCUCGGCCACGUACCGGGUCAGCCGGGACAAGGGCACCAGUGUGACCUUGAUCGACCUUCCAGGCCAUGAGAGUUUGAGGCUCCAAUUCUUGGAGAGGUUCAAGGCUGCAGCCAGAGCCAUUGUGUUUGUGGUGGACAGCGUGGCCUUCCAGCGGGAGGUGAAGGACGUGGCAGAGUUCCUGUACCAGGUCCUGGUCGAUGGCACCGUCCUCAAGAACGCGCCCGCGCUGCUCAUCGCCUGCAACAAGCAAGAUGUCACAAUGGCAAAAUCAGCAAAACUUAUUCAACAACAGCUGGAGAAAGAGCUCAAUACCUUACGGGUGACCCGCUCCGCAGCCCCCACCAGCCUGGACAGCUCAGGGGGUCCUGCCCAGCUGGGCAAGAAGGGCAAGGACUUCGACUUCUCCCAGCUGCCUAUGAAGGUGGAAUUCGUGGAGUGCAGUGCUCGGGGCAGCAAGGGGGAGGAGGGAGAUGCUGACUUGGAGGGCCUGGAGAAAUGGCUGCUGAAAGUCGCCUGA
Messenger RNA from Manacus vitellinus (golden-collared manakin), 702 nucleotides. It is a transcript of the gene SRPRB, whose product is annotated as SRP receptor subunit beta. Gene Ontology annotation, cellular component: signal recognition particle receptor complex. NCBI's taxonomy places the organism in Eukaryota, Metazoa, Chordata, Aves, Passeriformes, Pipridae. The coding region runs from base 1 to 702 and encodes 233 amino acids. Gene Ontology annotation, biological process: protein targeting to ER. The record is from RefSeq and is a predicted model, not a curated record. The transcript has 7 exons.